Limulus polyphemus (Atlantic horseshoe crab) is the source of this 6632-nucleotide messenger RNA. Its product is annotated as ninein-like protein. The coding region runs from base 199 to 3405 and encodes 1068 amino acids. Gene Ontology annotation, biological process: microtubule anchoring at centrosome. Gene Ontology annotation, cellular component: centrosome. Lineage: Eukaryota; Metazoa; Arthropoda; Merostomata; Xiphosura; Limulidae. Gene Ontology annotation, molecular function: calcium ion binding. The transcript has 18 exons. The record is from RefSeq and is a predicted model, not a curated record.
GAGUAAGUAUCUGCGUAGUAGCAUGAUAGCAAAGUUUAGUUGAUAAGGGCAACAGAGAAUAUUGAAGGCUUCACCUUAGGAGUAUUAACAACUGUAGAUGAACAUCAAGAAAGGACACGUGUAUGUGUCUUUUCUCACCAACGUACGAUUGAAAAAUAUUAGAUAUACUGAAGACAAACUUGGAAUGUGGGGUGGGUGAUGGAAGAGGACAACAGUCAAGAUACUUAUGUUGCCCAGCUACGAGAGGUAUUUGAAAGUUGUGAUACCACAGGGACUGGUUAUCUUGGCCAAGAUGAGAUGACAUCUCUCUGCCAGAAACUGCAGUUGACUGACCAAGUUAAUAUCUUUGUUAAACAUUUGCUUGGUAGUGACCCCAAAGCAAGAAUUGCUUUUCAUGACUUUAAAGAAGGGUUCAUAUCACUGUUAACACAAUCAGUUGACAUCAAAGAUGAGGAAGAAGGUUGUGACGGUACUACAGCUUUUCAACUUUCAGAUCGUGAAGUGUCACCCAAACUGGUGCUCGGAAACAAGAAGUAUGGAAGACGUUCUCGGCCAGAAUCUUUAGUAGGUGCAGAAAAUGAGACACAGACAGAUUAUUCGGAUUCAGCAGUGCUUUAUACACCAGAUAACACACCAAAUAUGAUGUGGAUCUCUUCACCUAAAGUGAACAGCAGUGAUUUAAAACAUGAGACCUCAUGGACUGAAAGGAGAAGCAUUUAUAGAAGAUAUAAUGAUUUAAUUCCUAAAACCUCAAUAUGCUAUUCUCCAGUUCAGUCAGUAUCCUCUACCCCAGAGCACAGACUUAGGAACACUAUAGAGGUAGCAUGUACUUCCCAGACAACCAACACUGUGGAAAUGGACCCAACAUUUAGUUCAAAUGAAAAAAGUGCAGAGGAGUUUCUCAAAAGCAUCUGGCAAAAAAUGGAUGUUGGAAGAGAUGGGUAUCUGAACUUAGAAGAACUGACAAGUGUAUGUGAACAUAUUGGAAUGGAAAUGUCUGAUGAUGUUGUUACUCAAUUGUUUGAUAAAUUGGAUUGUGACCAAGAUGGACGGAUUAGUUUUGAAGAACUUUUACAAGGACUUUUUCAACAUGGAGGACCAAGUGCUACCAAUGUAUCAUCAUAUUCUUGUGAUACUCCUCUUGAGGGAAGUCCUGUUCAUAAACCUGAGUUUUUCAAGAGCAAUUCUGGGGAUGAUCGGCAGAUGGCGCCAGGGGGGUCUGAAUCUGGUGUUUUCUCUUCCAUUGAUCCUGACAAUUCAGGGUAUGCUGACGCUUCUUCUGUGGUGGAACUGUGGCAGUCGCUCGGCCUGUCGGAAGGCAUGCAAUUUCUAAAGGAGCUGGGUUACAAUACUAACUUGAAAGUUAAUCUUCAAGAUUUGACAGUUCUGUUGGAAGAGGAGCUAACUACAGCUUGCCAGUCCAGCGGAUUUCAGUUUUCUUUGACAACAUACCUGAAUGAACUUCAAUAUCUCAAAACAAACUAUGAACAAGUAAAGGCAGAAAGAAACAAAUUAAGAGUUAGUCUAGCAGAAGCUAAUAGCAGAGCUGCCCUGCUUGCACAAGAAGUUGAUGAUCAUCAUGCCAAGUUAGAGAAGGCAUCGCAGAACAAAUUAAUACACAUAGAGAAAAGAUACCAGGAGCAACUGAGAGAUUUACAAGAGGAACUACAGAAAGAAAGAGAUUCUUUAACAGCACACACAUCUCGUCUGAAAAAGCAGCAUCAGGAGGAAUUAGAGUUGGUUCGAGAUGAAGAAAAUAAGCUGCGUAGCAGACUGUCUACUUUAGUGAAGGAAAAUUCUCGUCUGGAGUCUGAGAUUCUAGAAACAACUGAAAAGUUCAGUGAAGCUAAAAAAUUAAAUAACGUCCAUCAGAAAGAAAUAGAAACUGUGGGAGAAUUAAAAGAGAAGAUUGCAGAAUUGGAAUCAGGUAGAGAUAUACUUCAGAACCAACAAUAUCAGUCCCUUCUUCAAGAAUGCGACCAGUACAAGAAACAAAACAAGGAAUUACAGGACCACAAUGAUGAAUUAACCUUAGAAGUAGAAAACCUUCGGCAACAACUGACUAUGAGUACCAGACCACAGGAGAAGAAACAUAAGCGUACAGGCUCUUGGCUUUCUGACUACAAUAAAGGAAUUAGUUCUGGCAGUCGAUUAAAAAGGCGAGGAAGUGAUUCUUCUACUGAUGAUAAUUCUGGAGAUGAAAGUCCCAAGCUUGGCAAAAUAAGGAGAAGAAUACAUUUAACACCAGAAGUUUCGAAAGAGUUACCACAAAUACCAUUUGAAAUUGAGAAGAUGAAAGAAAGCCAUCAAGAUGAGCUGGAAAAAUUGAAAAAUAACUAUCAAAUGUCCCUCAAAGAAAUGGAAGACUCUUACAGAAGUAGAGUGUCUGAACUUGAAGCUCAACUUCUAAGACAAGCAGAUCUGGACAAGGACCAGAUGGAUAUCAGCUUAGAUGGCUGUGUACAGAUGGAUGCUCUGGUACAAAGGUUACAAGAAGAGCUGGACCAACAACAAAACAUGACUGAAACUUUAAAAAGUCACAUGCAGCUUGAUCUGGAAGAAAUAAAAAAACAGCUUGAAGACGAGAUAAGAACCAAAGAACAAGGUUUUAAUGAGAAGCAAGCUGAGAUAGAAAAACUGCAAGAACAAUAUACCUUGCUGUUAGACCUGAAAGACAAAGAGCUAAAUAAGCAAAUUGAAGUGAACAGGCAGCUAGAAAUUCAGAAGCAGGAGCUUCAGAAGAAACUGGAAGCUGAGAUAUUAAGCUCCACAGAUAAAGAACAAAAGGCAGAAACUAAUGAAACAUCUAAAAUCAACAAAGAAGGUAAAGAAGAUGCUACAAACUUCAGAAAUGGUGCUAGUACUUGUAGUACAGAACUUAAUCCUUGUAUUAAAUCCUUGAAAGUCCAACUACAGAGUGACUUAGAGGCUCUGGUAACUCUGUUAAAUUCUAAUCUAGGUCAGAAAGCAGGUGGAGAUGAUGCUUUUGAAAAUAAGUAUAAUGAAAAACUGGAUGCUAUCCUUUUGGAAACACUAAGUGCUGUAGAUAACCAUCUAGAGAAAAGAUAUCUUCAAAAACAAGAGAAGAUUAAAGAACAAUAUGAAGAAGAAUUAAAACAAUUAAGACAGGAACACAUGUUGGAGCAAGUCGAAUUGGAACUACAGUAUAAGGAGGAAUUUCACAAACUACGGCACAACAAGUCACAACAUUUGAAGAUGAAAUAUCCUAGCCAGACAGAUGUGUUAUUGAAAGACUUGUAUGUAGAAAAUGCAAACCUCAGUAGAGAACUGCAAAACUGUGAAGAAAGACUACAAAAGGCUGAACAAAACAGUACUCGACUACAGUAUAAGUGUAAAGUGUUGAGUAAACUAUUGAAAGACAUUACACGAACUGCUGUACUCUAAUAAACUGUGUGUCUAGAAAGGCUGGUCAGUUUUAAAUAGACUGCUUGCAAAUUUUAUGUUACACAAAAUGCUGAUCAGUAUUAUUUAAGUAAAGUGCUUGUCAAUGUUACACACUUUGCAAGCUACUGUGUGGGAUUAGCUGGAAGUGGGAAGACUGGUCAGUUAACCUCUGUUUGUAUUAAGUUGCCAUAGCAGAAUUUACACCAUAUUUGUGGAACUUAGCCUGCAGACUAUAGAAAGUAUACAAAUCUGUUUGUACUGAACAAACUUGAAACAGAGUUUGAAGGAUGAGACUGCAGAUCUCAUUAAGUUAGUUUUCACUUUCUUUUGCGACGUUUACGUAUAUGAAAAUUAUGUUUGUGCUUUUGUAUUUUCAUUUGUUGUCAGUAUAUUUUAUUAUAUGAAUUGUAAAUAUGUUUUUGCUAACUGGCUAUUAAGUCAUAUUCACAGACAGUCACUGCACACCAUCCAUCUCUACACAAGCACACCCACGUACUAGUUCCAAGAAAUGCAACCAUAUUCUCACCUUCUCUGCACACUUCUAUAAUUGUCAUAUUUCCAAAUAUCAAGAACUGCUGUUACUUGUGCAAAGUUUAAAAGCAACAUACUUUUACUAUAAACAAUUGCUAACAAACUCUUACUCAUUUUCACACUUUGUUAUACUGUUGUAUUCUGUGCUAUAAUGAAUAUACUAGACAUUGACACUUUCUGCUGUAAAUAUUUCCAUUGUUACUUUUUCAUCAUUUGGGUUAUUGAGUUUUUAUGAGAUGUAUUUAAAAAAUAUAUGUGAGGUAAAAUGUAUUCUUAUUUUUUGUACUUUUCAAACACUCACAGAACAUUAGUUUAAGUGAUCAUUGUUUAAACAAUGUGGAUGUAUUCUAGGAACUCUAGGUGCUUUUGUUUUAACUUAUAUUGCAUCACAUCUUCCAUAUGAUAUAUCUCUCUGAUUUUAAGAAAAGCAUUGAAUAUCUGUGCUACUGUUGUCAAGAAUAAAAUAGUUAAUUUUGGAAGUCUGACAUCAAAAUGAUUUUCUAAUAGUUUAUCUUAACUGAAUGUGCACAAGGUCAGUUCAAUGGGCCAACCCAAUUUUGGAAAAAGUGUGUUGACUACUAAAAGUCUGAAUUUAAUGUGUGUCAAGCUUUAAGAAAAAGGUAAAAUCUAAGAACACAAAAAUAUCAAUGUGUGACAGAAGUAUUUGAACUCAAGAAAUGUCUGUGAAUUGAUGAUGAUGUGAGUGCAAGGUGAUGUUCAUGUGAAGUAUAAAAAUACAAUUGUUUAUCAUACAGUUUCAUAUCUAUAGGUUUUUCAGUAUCCCUGUAUAUUGUAUCUGGUAUUUACCCUUUUCUACCAAUUUGCUUAAUUAGUAUUAUAGGGUAAAAUUAAUAUUUAAUAAUUGUAAAAAGAUCGUGGUAUGCACACUUCGACCCCCCUUAUCCAUGCACAUUUGGUUAAUGUAUGGUGAACUAUACGAAUUGCUUAAUAUUACACUUGGAACAUCAUUAUACAUAGGAUUUAAGCUUGCAAGUGAAUUAUAUUCUAUAUAGAUUUCUCUUUUAACUGAAGAAAGCAAGGAUGUAGUUAAUCAUCAAAUAAAUGGUGUAAAACAUAGAAAUAUAAAACGUACUAGUUCUGUAUAGAACCAACUUACAUUCUUAGCAUGUGAAAACUUCAAUACUCUGUAGUAAAAUAGUUUAUAUCAGCAGAAAAUGACAACAUUUAGCUGGCUAUAUGACACUAUUUGUUUCAGUGCAAAGCCACAUAAUGGAUUAUCUGUGUACUGUCCACCACAGAAAAUCUAACCCCAGAUUUUAGAGUUGCAAAUCUGUAAACUUACAGCUGACCCACUUGGGGAUGAUAUCGUUAAAAUUAAGAUGUUUGAGGUAUCCCAAAAAUGUGUUCUGACUUUGUUUCCAUUUGUUCUACACUUUAAAUAUGUCUUCUGUUUCUUUUGUAUGUUUGUAAACAUAUAUAAAUAAUUUACAGAUUUUAGUUAAAGAAUUUCUGUCACAGGCAAUUUCAGUUACAUUCACUAAGUUUUAUCAAGAUUUCUGGAGAUCAGUAGCAUACACACUUCACUUAUUUUCUAUUACAGGCACUUUUUCACAUUGACUAGACUAUAAUGAGAUCACUAGAUCAUGCAUAUACAUGUUACUUAAUGUCUAUGUCAAUGCACUUGAAUUUCUUUGUUAACCUACUUUAGUAUUCUGAUAAUCAUACAUCUACUACUAAAGCAUUGCUUUAUUGUGUUUCUAUAAUGAUUAACAUUCAUCUGUUUUUUUCCAAAAUGUCACAUGAUUAUUUAUAUUGACAUGAUCAUGUCAGUGCAGUAAAGAAUACUAUGGAUUCCCAAAGUUUGAUUCAUCACUUACCUGUCUUACAGUAGUCUAAUUAAUUUAACAUUACUCAUCCUUCUCUACACAUCUGAGCGAUUGUUAAAGUAUGUCACUUUUGUGAAAUUUCAUUUUUAAUUAUAUUAUGUUAAAAGAAUGUUUUUUUUUUUACAGAAAUCUUUAAAGUGUUAAUUUACUUUUUUCUUUGUUAAUAAAUACUUCAUACUUUGAAUCUAAACCAGAAGUAAGAUUAUUUUUAAGCAUUUGUACAGAGUAUGGAAGUUAAUUGAUGGAAAGCUUAACUCUAUAGUGUCUCAUUUUGCUUCAUAUUUAUAGGAUGUGUUCAGUGUGUACCAGGUGAAAUAAAAAAUAAUAAUAUAUUAAUCUUUGUUAAAUACUUGUUUUUAAGUGGUGUUCUAGUAGUAGACAGUGUAUUCAGUAAACAUCUGCUUAUAUGGUGAAUCUUUUCUUGCUUUAUGCUAUUGUACAGAAAAGUUUUAUACAUAAAGCAGAAGAUUAAAGUUUGUAUAGUUAGCAGGCUUAUGUAUCAGAAAUUGUUAGAAACAUCUUAAUUGUUGAUAAUAAAUAUUGUAAAAGCAUGUUCAAAAACUAUUUUAAAUAGAAAUAUAAACAAGUAGGUUACUGAUGUGUGCAUGUUUCUUUCAGACAGAAAUUUUGUUGGUAUUAAUAAAUGUCAAAAUCGUACCAUAAUACUUUAUUCAAGAGUUAAAAAACUGUGAUAUCUCAUGUUGAACUAAAAUCCAAAGAAGUUAUACUUUGCACAGUGUAAAGUACAUGAAUCAUUUCGGUAGCUACAGAGACAUGAGGUAAAAUGUACCCUUUCCAAAGUGCAAUUUGUAAAAUUAUAUUGGUGUAAAAUAAAUUAUAUGACUUUUA